AUGGGUGGGGCUCAGACAAGGGAGGAGGCUGUGCGGUACUUCACCGGGGUGGCGUGCGCCGGGGCGGACCCGGACGAAAAGGAGUUCAGCGAGCGUCUGGGCCGCUACAAGAAGGACAUAUGCUCGGGCGCGGAAUACUAUGGGGCAGCCUUGCCGGUUCUGCGGGAGUUCGUGCCACCGGGUGUGAAGACGCAACGGGUGCGGUGGCUUUUUCGCUUUUGCCUGCAGCAACUUGAGCAUGCCUCGUGCAACUACAACCAGGGCCAAAGUGAGGCGUUCCUGGCCACGCUGCACAUCAUGGAGUUCGUCGUUCGCUACGCCCACCAGGUCUCCCGCGGGGACGCCGCGCUGCUCUUGGAGAUUGUGACUGGGGAGGGCGCGGCUGACGCGAAGAGUCCCACGACCGUGAAGUGGGCCGCAACGGAGGCACACAAGGUCUGCUGCGCGCUGAUGGAGUACUGCGUCUCCGUGCCGGUGACCUGCGCGACGGCGGAGGCCCACAACGAGGUGGUGAGCCUCCUCUUGUCCAUGACCUCCUCCGCGCUCUACCACAGCACCAGCUUUGACGGGACUCACAUCGACGUCUUUGUAGAGAUUAUGAUGUCCUCGGAGGGGCUGGCGCCAUUUAUCUUCACUCUCCUGAGGCGAUUGGUGGAGUGGGGCGCCGGGCGUCUUUCAUCCUCUCCCUUUUUGUACCGUGACGGCCAUCGUCCAUCGCUGCGAAACAUGUACAACGUCUUUGGCGGCGGAAAGGGCGAUAGGUUCAUCAGCUGCGGUGAGAGCUUGGGACGACACUGCGCCCAACUGCUGUCCGUGCUUUUGGCGCACCUAAAAGGGAACGGGGAAAAUCCAGCCUUGGAGUGUGUGAAGAAAAUCGAAGAUGGUACACCCGUGCCGUUUGGCGCGCUUUUGUCCGCCAUGGUUAGCCGGCUACAGGUGUGCCCGUCGCUGUGUAUUGUCUUGUACGUUCUCCUCUACGACCAUCCGACCUUCUUGCACACCGCCUUGACGCUCUACGCGCGGGAGGUUUUGGAUCUCGUACAAGAAGUCCUGCAUCUGAGCUACAUUGCGUCUGUCGAGGCCGGGGAGGGGGGCGCGGCUAGUGUGCGAAGUGCCGCGGCAACGACUCGGACCAAUGCUGCCGCUGAAACCUGUCAGGUCCCCAUUUCCAGAGAGGAAUUGACACCGGAGUCGAUUGCGCAGCUGAUGAAGGAUAUGAUACAAUUUUCCUACCCCUUUAUUGGUUUCAUGACCAGCACGCUGGUGCUGCUCUUCUCCCAGGACCAGGUGCUUAACCAGAAUAUGAGCGACACAGUUAUUGAGCCUCGUUUCAGGGCGGGACGCUGCGGCGGCAGGAUGCCGAUUAGUUCCCUGUGUGUUGUGGUUCUUGCCCACGGUGUUGCCAAGGCCAUGAACGACCGGAAUGAGCCGUUGGCAGCCGUGUUCGUUCCUAGUUUAUCGAAUUUAGCACCUUUCAUUCACGACAUAGAGGCCUGCGCCUCCCAGCAGCUGAUAAGACUGCUCAUUUUGAUACUUAGAAAACUGCGACGCUGCGCGGAGUCGACCCGGCAAGACGAGAAUGAGAUGAGUUGCACCGCAAACAGCACUUCCAAAGGCAGCACGGUGGAGAGCAAGGAGGAUGCCACGGCGCAAAUGUUUCUCCGUCAGUUGACGUCCUUGGUCGAGGCUGUGGAGGCAAUAAUUCAAGGCGAGGAUAGGAUGAAUGACACGCUCGUGUAUGAGCUGUUGUACAGUCGCUCAAAGCUAGAGGCGGGGUUGGCGGCAGACAGCCAGUGCCCACAUAUUGCGGCUGCGUACAAGGCGUUGCUGCCGCUGCUGCGCAUCGCGGACCAUUAUGAAACGGAACUUGCAAGCGUCACCUCGGCGGAGUCGUACCAAGACAUCUUGGGUGUCAUUCGGCGUGCGACGCGCGAGCACACGGGGUCUGUGUCACUCCUGCAGGACGCUUCCCACGCGGCGCCGCCCGGCAGGUCGUCUGGGAGUGCACCGUGGAGACCGCGAGAGAUUCUCUACGUCUACGAGGAGUCCACGCACAGCUACGACUUCUUUGGCCCCUUUGUCUGGUCGACACUGCUGUGCGACGCCGCCUAUCCGGGUGGCUUGCUGUGGGUCACCGACACCGCCGCGCUGGAGGUGUUCCCUCAGUAG
Molecule: messenger RNA, 2169 nt
Organism: Trypanosoma conorhini
Lineage: Eukaryota; Euglenozoa; Kinetoplastea; Trypanosomatida; Trypanosomatidae
Exons: 1
Coding region: 1-2169 (722 amino acids)
Biological process (GO): Golgi organization
Cellular component (GO): Golgi apparatus
Source: RefSeq, a predicted model, not a curated record